CCUCCGCUGCUUCUGCAUGGGGGUCUCACGCCAGUGCGCCAGCUCCUCCUGGAACAGAGAUCAGGUGCAGCUGGCUCACGAAGAUGCCCAGCGGGGUCAGUUCAGCCUCGCCAACUCGGCCAACACCCAGACGGUCAGCGAGGGGAUUCGCUUCACGGGCGGCUCGGAGCUCACCUUCUCUUCCUUCCACAUUCUGCCACGGGACGUCUACUACUGGGUGUUGCCCGAGCGCUUCAGGGGAGACAAG
Molecule: messenger RNA, 247 nt
Organism: Pseudonaja textilis
Lineage: Eukaryota; Metazoa; Chordata; Lepidosauria; Squamata; Elapidae
Source: RefSeq, a predicted model, not a curated record